This is a messenger RNA of Salvia miltiorrhiza (redroot sage), 2218 nucleotides long. Its product is annotated as probable mitochondrial-processing peptidase subunit beta, mitochondrial. NCBI's taxonomy places the organism in Eukaryota, Viridiplantae, Streptophyta, Magnoliopsida, Lamiales, Lamiaceae. The record is from RefSeq and is a predicted model, not a curated record. Gene Ontology annotation, molecular function: metal ion binding; metalloendopeptidase activity. The coding region runs from base 224 to 1804 and encodes 526 amino acids. Gene Ontology annotation, biological process: proteolysis. Gene Ontology annotation, cellular component: mitochondrion. The transcript has 9 exons.
GUGUAUUGGACUAGUUUUAAGCCCUGGGCCGAUUGUGAAGGGAAAAGAAUGAGCCAGAUGCAACGACGUCGUUAUCGGAUCUCAAGUAUAUGAAAUGAAAUGAGACUUUGCUAAUUUCUGGUUGCUCGACUCCCUACCUCGUCUCCACGACGAAACCCUAAUCAUCACUUAACACAAACAUUUCACCACCGCUACCGCCACCGCCACCGCCGGAGCCGCGGCCAUGACGAUCCGCCAGCUAAUAAACAUCGGUCUCCGUAACCGGAGACCAAUCCGCCCAUUCACUGCUGCCCGACCUCACUCCACCGCUGUCGCCACCUCCGCCGACGCAACCCUCCCGUCUCCUCCGCCACCAACCGCCAUGAUCUACGAUCGAUUGGCGGAAAGUGUGAAGGAGAAGCUGAAAAGGCUGGAGGACCCCGAUCCUCGCUUCCUCCGGUACAACUCCCCGCAUCCAACAUUAGAUUCUCACGCCGAAAUCUUAUCCGCCCCGCUCACGCGAGUCACGACCCUUCCUAAUGGCCUGCGCAUCGCGACGGAGUCGAAUCUCGCCACGACGACGGCUACCGUUGGUGUUUUCAUUGACGCUGGAUCGAGGUUCGAGAGCGACGAGACCAACGGAACAGCGCAUUUUCUGGAGCAUAUGAUAUUUAAGGGGACGGAAAAGAGGACCGCGAGACAACUGGAGGAGGAGAUUGAGAAUAUGGGCGGGCAUUUGAAUGCUUACACUUCAAGGGAGCAGACAACGUACUAUGCGAAGGUGUUCGAUAAGGAUGUGCCCCGUGCUCUAGAUAUUUUGUCCGAUAUUCUUCAGAAUUCGAAGUUUGAGGAGACCAGAAUUACCAGGGAGAGGGAUGUAAUUCUUCGCGAGAUGGAGGAGGUAGAAGGACAAACAGAAGAAGUUAUCUUUGAUCACCUUCAUGCCACAGCUUUCCAGUAUACUCCUCUGGGUAGGACAAUACUUGGACCUGCUGAAAAUGUCAGGAAAAUUGGCAAAAAAGAUAUACAAGACUACAUAGCCACUCACUACACUGCUCCAAGAACGGUUCUUGUUGCUUCUGGUGCUGUUAAGCAUGAAGAAUUUGUAGAGGAAGUGAAGAAACUGUUCACAAAGUUGUCAUCAAAUCCAACAACAUCUUCUGAUCUGGUUGCUAAGGAGCCUGCAAUUUUUACAGGGUCUGAGGUUAGGAUGCGUGAUGAUGACAUUCCACUAGCCCAAUUCGCGGUUGCUUUUGAAGGAGCCUCUUGGACAGAUCCAGAUUCGAUUGCUUUAAUGGUUAUGCAGUCGAUGCUGGGCUCUUGGAAUAAAAGUGCUGGCGGUGGAAAGCAUAUGGGUUCUGAGCUUGCCCAGAGGGUUGGGAUUAAUGAAAUAGCAGAGAGCAUGAUGGCUUUCAAUACCAACUACAAAGACACUGGACUGUUUGGUGUUUAUGCUGUUGCUAAGCCUGAUUGUUUGGACGAUUUGGCAUAUGCCAUUAUGUAUGAGUUGACCAAAUUAUGUUACCGAAUAUCAGAAGCAGAUGUUAUUCGGGCUCGUAACCAGUUGAAAUCUUCUCUUCUGCUUCACAUAGAUGGAAGCAGUCCUGUUGCUGAGGAUAUCGGGCGUCAGAUGCUUACCUAUGGCAGGAGGAUUCCUUAUGCUGAACUAUUUGCCAGAAUAGAUGCUGUAGAUGCCAGCACUGUCAAACGUGUUGCAAACCGAUUUAUAUUUGAUAGGGAUGUUGCCAUCAGUGCCGUAGGGCCUGUCCAGGGCUUGCCCGACUACAACUGGUUCAGGCGCAGGACCUACUGGCUCCGCUACUAGGCUCCUCGCUUCAAACUGGCUCUUCUACGUGGUUCUUUCUUCGACUCACCUGUUUACCUUCAUUUGAUCCAAUGCCACCAGUUUAUUGUUCUGAUUUCGCCAUUUGCUUUGCUGUUUCCUGUAUAAUUUCUGGUUAGUUAAAAUAAUGAGGCAGUAAUCAGGGGAAUGAAUUUAUCUGCAAGACAAAGUUCAGUGAUAUCCUUCGGGACGAAGGCACACAGUAGACUUUCUUUAUCCGAUUAUCUUAUUUUUGGGCCUUCGUUUGCGUUUAGUGAGAUAAGAAAGUUGUAUGUACACCCAGCCCCCAUGAAGAGAUUUUGGCGUUACAUACAUGAUACACCGGUUGUAUAAGAUCCCACAAUUAAGUGGAUGAAUUUUUCUCAUAAGAAAGCUUGUUUUUUCUGUUUUGACUCA